CAUGGCGUCUAUGCGUAUCGCGACGAAGCAUCAAAAUAACAUCGCGUGUAUUGACUUUACUCUUGACAAUAAGAUAAUCACGUGCGGCGAUUCUGGAGAAUUAGGCUUACUAGAAAAAGAUGGAGAAGUACCAAAAGUAUUUAAAAUUUGUAAAACAGACUUAACAAGUGUCCGAUGUUCGAAAAAGAACGAUUGGAAUCUAUAUGUUUCAUCUGGUACCAAAAUUUUUUCCAUGGAUUUAAGAAAAUUGGACAAUCCAAUUGCAACAGCGGAUUCAAAUAACGAUGAAAUUAAUCAAAUAGUUCUUAAUGAUGACGAGAGUCUAUUGGGAGCUUGUGAUGAUGCUGGCCACUGUCGCAUAUUUAAAACAGCCGAAUUCUGCUGUUACAGAAACAUCAAGGGCCAUACAAACAUUUGUGCUACUGUGGGAUUUUUAGAUGACGAUAUUUUGACUGCGGGGUAUGAUUUUAUGAUCAAACGUUGGAACUUUUCCCGAAGACCAAAAAUGCUAUUUUCUAUAGAUACAAGGCAAUUAGAACCAAAUGAAAGCCAGCAGUACGUGUUUAACCCACCUUUUAUACAUAGUCUGUGUAUAGGUGAUAUAGUUGCGUUCGGUUUGGAAAGUUCUAGUAUUUUAUUGUGUAACAAAAAAGGGAAACACCUGCCUAUUAAGGGUCUCCUGAAAAAUGGACACACAGUUGGGGUCUCCAGUGUUCAAAUAGUCAAAGAGAAUUUAGUUUCUGCUGGCAAUGAUGGAAAAGUCAUACAAUGGAGUUUAAACGAUAUCGAAGAAGAAAAAGAUAAUAUGGAAUUAUCUACCAAGAAUAUAGUCUUAUAUCAGGGAGAAAAAUUAAAUUGGAUGGUUCCUGGCGUUUGGGAUGGAAAAUCGGUUAUGGCUACGGUUGAUCAAACAGAUAAAGUUACAAUUAUACCACUUAGGCAAUUUUAA
This is a messenger RNA of Dimorphilus gyrociliatus, 949 nucleotides long. The record is from the annotation of a GenBank genome assembly. NCBI's taxonomy places the organism in Eukaryota, Metazoa, Annelida, Polychaeta, Dinophilidae.